Molecule: messenger RNA, 3068 nt
Organism: Phoenix dactylifera (date palm)
Lineage: Eukaryota; Viridiplantae; Streptophyta; Magnoliopsida; Arecales; Arecaceae
Gene: BPG2
Product: P-loop containing nucleoside triphosphate hydrolases superfamily protein
Biological process (GO): chloroplast rRNA processing; brassinosteroid mediated signaling pathway
Cellular component (GO): mitochondrion; chloroplast stroma
Molecular function (GO): GTP binding
Source: RefSeq, a predicted model, not a curated record
CUGCAUUGGUACGUUCAACUAGAAAAUGAUUUAAGUUGGCAAAUUGGUUCUCCUAAGGUAUGUCGAAUGAGUUGCUAACAAACAGCUUGUGUUUGGAUUAGUCUUCAUCUCAAAAUUGACGUUUAGUUAAUCCAUGAGCAUAAUACGAUCCAUGAUUUUUGAGCUUUAAAACUACCAGCUAGACAUGAGCUAGAUAUGCUUGGCCGUGUCUUGCUCAAUACAAGUGGCAUGAGAACGAAAUCUUAGUCUCCGCAUACUGUUGCAGAAUUUUUAUUUUUAUUUUUCUGUACAAAGCUCGGGAGUUUUGGAUUCUUAUUUCAUUAAGGUUGGAUCCUGUAUCAUUUGAUAAUCUGAUGCAGUACCGAUCAUUAGAUCAUGUAUCAAGAUGCAUGAGAGUGUAAUUUUCGCUUUCUCAUGCAUUCGACGAAGGCGUAAGAGAGCGUGCGUGAUUUAAUGGCCCAUCAUGCACAGGACAGUCGAAUGGUCCGAUGAACCAAACCUUCGUACGUGCGAAUUAGGCUGUUUCAAAAAAUUAGACUGUUUUCGUUCUGUACGGAAAUAUCUCAUCCCGGAACGGGCAAAUAUCCUAUCCGCCGAACCUCUGCUAGAUUUUAUAACGCACUUUUGAGCUCUGUUCUGCUCUUUUGGUCUUCCAUGGCGGAAGCCGUCUCUUUUGCCUAUGCGGCCAGACCCCCCAUAGAGCUCUUCAGCCAUCCUGGAAGAAGAAACCCUGGAGGUCAGCUACUUCCCUCUCCCUUCUCUCGCCUCCCUUCCUCUUUUCCUCCUUGCUUCUCCUCUCCUCCCUUCUCCUCCGCUCUCCCAAUCCCCACCCAGAGAACUUCUCUCUCUUGCUCUUGCUCCCUCGGGACGCCGGCACCAGCCAAGCCUUUGAUUCAAAAAGCUCCCCUUUUUAGCGAGGGAAGGGAUGAGGACGAGGGCCGCCUCAUCUGCCCCGGCUGCGGAGUCUUCAUGCAGGACUUCGACCCCAAUCUCCCCGGCUAUUACCAGAAACGCGUCGAUCGGGACACAAAAGAAGUCGAAAACGGCUCCAUCGAUCUUUUGUCCGAAUCCGAUGAAAUCCUCGAAGAAGGGGAUGAAGCAACCGAUGGAUUGCCGUCGAGAUCUGAUCGUGGUUCGGAUUCCGAAGGCGGCCUUUUGGAUGAGAGCUCGGUAGAAGGAACGAAGGAAAAAGAGGAGAUAAAAGGAGAAAUUGAUUGGGAUCUAGAUUGGGAGGAGGAAGAGGACGAAGAGGAGAAAUGGAGGAAGGAGCUGGAUGGAUUCGCCCCUCCCAGCGUUGGGUAUGGCAACAUCACCGAGGAGACACUGAAGAAGAUGAAGAAGGAGAAGAUCUCCAAGUCUGAGAAGAAACGGAAGGUGAGAGAGGCGAAGAGAAGCGAAGCAGAGGAAUCGGUCACCGUCUGCGCCAGGUGCCACUCUUUGAGGAACUAUGGGCAGGUGAAGAACCAAAAUGUAGAGAAUUUGAUGCCAGACUUCGAUUUUGAUCGCGUCAUCUCCACCCGGCUGAUGAAACCCACGACGAGUGCUCCGGUGGUGGUGAUGGUCGUCGACUGCGUAGAUUUUGAUGGUUCAUUCCCAAAACGAGCGGCCAAGUCUUUGUUCAAAGCCUUGGAGGGAAGCAAGAGAGACUCCAAAGUGAGCAAAUUGCCAAAGCUUGUUCUUGUCGCAACAAAAGUGGAUCUCCUCCCCUCGCAGAUUUCUCCCACAAGGUUGGACCGGUGGGUCCGUCACAGAGCUAAGGCUGCAGGAACACCUAAGCUAAAUGCUGUUUAUCUGGUGAGUGCUCGCAAGGAUCUGGGUGUGAGGAAUUUGAUUUCUUAUAUCAAGGAAUUGGCAGGACCCCGUGGGAACGUGUGGGUGAUUGGAGCUCAGAAUGCUGGAAAAUCUACUCUAAUUAAUGCAUUUGCUAAGCGAGAAGGUGUUAAGAUUACUAGACUUACUGAGGCGGCAGUGCCAGGGACUACAUUGGGGAUACUGAGAAUUAGGGGGAUUUUGCCAGCGAAAGCAAAGAUGUAUGAUACUCCAGGUCUCUUACAUCCAUACCUGAUGACAAUGAGAUUAAACAGGGAGGAGCAGAAGAUGGUGGAAAUCCGGAAGGCGCUGCAGCCAAGGACCUUCAGGGUGAAGGCUGGGCAAACAGUUCAUGUUGGUGGGUUGAUGAGACUAGAUCUUACACAGUCUUCCGUGGAGACAAUUUAUGUCACUGUUUGGGCAUCACCAAAUGUCUCUCUUCACAUGGGGAAGACUGAAAAUGCAGAUGAGAUACGGAAGAAGCAUUUUGGUAUCAGACUGCAGCCACCCAUCGGACAGGAUCGAGUGUCUGAACUUGGGGAAUGGAAACAGAGAGAGACCAAGGUAUCUGGGAUCAGCUGGGAAUUAAAUAGUAUUGAUAUUGCUGCUUCUGGGCUUGGAUGGUUUUCUUUGGGACUUAAAGGCGACGCUACUGUGAUGGUGUGGACCUUUGAUGGUGUUGAAGUAACACAGAGAGAACCAUUGGUUCUUGAUAGAGCUCCAUUCCUUGAAAGGCCUGGAUUUCUGUUACCCAAGGCUAUAUCUGAUGCCAUUGGUAACCAAAGUAGGAUUGAGGCACAGACUAGGAAGCUGAAAGAAGAGAGCUGAUUCUCUUUUGGAAGCAAGUAUCUAAAAAGUAUUGGUGACUCUAAAACCAGUGGUGAGUUCAGAACUGAUAAUAUGUGGAUCUUAUCUUGGAUGUUGAUCCAUGCAUCGGAGUACGAAUAGCUAUGUGAUGAGGAAUUGUAAAGGCAGCUCUAAUAACACUGGAAUUUUGUUCUCCAUGGCUACAUGUUGAGUUUGUGGAUUCUCUCUUUCUCAAUUUAUUUUAUAUACGUAAUUUCAGUCCAUUUCGUGAAAAAAGUGAACGUGUGUAAUCACUUACAUUAAUACCCGAAGGAAUGGGAAGGCAUCACUUUAUCUUAGGUUGCAGUUUAUACAUGGGAAGAUGAAUUUGUAAGCAUAUUCAGACGUAUUCGACAAGUCCUCAAACAUUUUCUUCAGAUGCAUAGGUCUGUCAAACUGCUUUAUUUUCUUCU